This is a messenger RNA of Pelobates cultripes (western spadefoot toad), 8123 nucleotides long. NCBI's taxonomy places the organism in Eukaryota, Metazoa, Chordata, Amphibia, Anura, Pelobatidae. The record is from the annotation of a GenBank genome assembly.
GGAAUUUGUAAACUGUGUUUGGCCAAUGAGAGCGGCGUAUUGCUGCGCGAGCCAGGAUUGGAGGUGGGGUGAGGGGAAGAUUGUAGUUGUGCGGAAAGCGGUUGUGAGGCUCCAGUCACUGCGUUUCCUCCCAUAACGACCAUCAUCAUUAUCGUCACCCUACUCGACGAAAGCAGCAGCAACUCCAGGGCGAGGCCACAAACCCGAACUCAUCAUGCCUAAGAGAAAGGUGAGACCUACUCAAUAGGGUGCUGCAGCCGUGCUCUCCGACCUGGUUUUACACGAUGCCGGCCGGAGCCGCUCUCUUACACCAGGCACUGCCCGCCUUCUGUGAUGGUGGCUCCAGGAUGGCCCCCCCUCCUUCGGUGGUAAAACAUGGCAGCUGCUCAUUCUUGGUGGUAGAGCGUGCUCCUGUGCGCUCCAUGUUUGUUCCCUUUUUUUGCUCCGGGGUAUGGCUUAUUCAUGGGUUUAAGCCCGGGGUAGUUAGCCUUCCAUAGUCAUGGAUGUCUGGAGGGUGGGGGUCACGAAUGGGCCUUCCCUGUGCUCUCGCUGGCCACGUUAUUCCACAUGCAGUGCCACAUACACUACCCAUACUGGAGAAACUUAGUGCUUAGCGCCGGAAAGGUAUGAUUUACCAUGGACUCGAAUAGAAACAAGUGCAUCAUACCCAUAAAGUGAGAUGAGCAUUGCCGUGGAACAUUAUUAUCCCCAUGUCCACUAGCCCUUAGAUAAGUAUUAAUAUCGUAGGUUAGUGAUUAAUGCGAAGGACUAACAUCAGUAGUGAUUUCACAGGAUGGCUGCUCAAGGUCAGGCCGUCAUUUGUUUUGUUUUCUAUAAAUUCUAGUAGGUAGUGGUGUGACUCUAAAAACGUGUAGCGUUAUCCUCUACUGUUAUGAGAGAGAAACAGAGAGAGUUGCUUUACUAUGCAGAUUACUGUAUUCUGUAUCGAUUGGUAAAACUGUAAAAAGUUCCAGAUUUCCAUAGUCACAAGAGGUGGGUUUUGUUUUUUUCUUAACAAUGUGCAUGUUUUCUAGAAUUCUCAGCACAUGACCGGUUGUUUCUGUAUACUGUUAUUUGAAAAUAAUCGAUUAAUCUUCUGGAGAAAUAAGCAAGUGUAAAAUAAUAUCAAUAUUUUAUAUAUAUAUAUAUAUAUAUAUAUAUAUAUAUAUCUAUAGUAAUGUUAUGGAAAUAAGGUUAAUUGAAAAAUGAUUAGAUUUUUGCUAAUUGUCUUUUGUAAACAUUUGACACAAAACACAGGCAUGUGUAACAGAAGAGGAUACAUUUCUUUUGUUAUGCAGCCACUUUGAGAUGCCACAUCUGAUAUGGUUUAAAAAAUUUUCUGGUGUCACUGUAACCACGAGUAUUAUUAUGAUCCAGAUAAAAUCCAUUUUUUAUUUUUUUUUAUUUUUUUUAUUGCUUUUAAACUUUUGUAUAAGUGCCUCAGUUACCAGGUUAUUACAUCGUUUGCUUGUGCGAUGCAAUAAAAAUAUCCAAGGUGCCUAUCAAAAGGUAUAAGAAAUUCAUUUUUAUUUUAUUUUUUUUAAACUCUUUGGAUUAACCUUUUAAGAACCAAGGGAGAUGCAGCACAUUUGUGACUUAGUGCAACCCAGAAAAAGUAGUUAAGUCAGGUUAACAUAAUAUCCAUUCAAAACUGCCACAUCGUUCGAUCCAAUGCUGUGGGAAGGUGCUGUCAAGGUUGUCCCUUGCUGCGAAAGUAUAAUUAAGAGGUGCACCAUUUUGGUGGACGAGCAGUUUGGCAAAGUUAGCCCUGGUCCUGUGUUGUGGCACUAUCAAAUCACGCGUCCGAGGGCUGUGGUGGAACUUCCUCGUAACUAUGCUGUUCUGUCCGAUCUAAUUUAGCUUCCAGGAGCUUUAACAAUUGACUCCGCCUUUUUGUCAAGGAGGAAAAAAUACUGAGACAUAGUUUCUACUUUGUCUUAGUUUAUCUUUUAACUGGAUUGAAUUUUCAGUGAAUUCCAACACAGUCAAUGUAUACAGGAUUAAAGUACUCGUGUGGGGUUUAUUAAAGUUCAUUAACAGAACAUGGGGUAAAAAAGUUAAUAUACUGCGGUUUGUUUUUUCAUGGAGGCUCAGUGAGUCACAGGGAAGACCUGGCUAUGGAUGCAUAACCAGAAGCAAACGUCUAAGCACCAGAACAACUUAAGUUUAAUCAAGCAGUUUUAGUGCAAAAACUCCCUUUCAUUAAACCAGACAAUAUUGUAAUGGACAAUGAAAGACUGAAUAUUUUCAUCUAGCCAUGCUUAAAGGGACAUUUAUAGGUACCCAGACCACUUCAGCUCAUUUAUGUGGUCUGGGUGCAGUAACCAUGUACCAUUAUUGCAGUGUUUGAGAAACUGCAAUGACUACAUUGCAGGACUAAGACUGCCUCUAGUGGCUGUCAAUCAAACAUCCACUAGAGGCACUUCCUGCUUGCUAGGCGACUUUUGGUCACUUGACACUGUAUGUCCUUUGCCUGAGGACAUCCGGUGUCUGUAAUAUCCCGUUAGGAAAGCAUUGUAAAAUCAUUCCAAUUUGAAAGUGUAAGUACUACACAAGUUCAUGAUCGGUGUUGGCAUAUUGCAUUAAUUAGCAAUAAAGUCUAAUGAGGACUGCUGAACAAGCAAGGUUCUUUGGAAAUGUUGAAAAAUGUAGGAGUAGUCUGCCCCCACCAGACAGGGUACUCAUGCAUGCAAGCACAUUUGGCUCUCCUCAUAGGAAAGCAUUGCUGCAAUGGAAGGGGAGGACAAGAGGCAAAUAUAGUGUUAGGAAUAUAAAUCUGUAUUCCUAGCACUAUAUUUUCCCUUUGUUUGGUCAUGUCCUUCUUUUCAUAGCUUCUGUACUCCUACCUUUUUCAGCAGACUUUAUUUCACAUUCAUAUGCUAACACCUAUAAAUAUUAAUACAGAAUUUGCCUAACCAAGGGAUUAACAAAUUUAUGCUUGUUUGAUAAAAUAUCACAAACAAAUAAUACUUGUUUGAUAAAAUAUGUUGAAUUAUGGAGUUUUUUGUUUUUGGUAGAGCUUUCAGUUUGGUAUUAGAAAUGCACAUUGGGAUAGCUAAUAGUACGAAUAAGUCAUAUACUGUAUAUGGUUAUUUUUACACUAGGCUUUAUAAUAAAGAAUUAUAAUGGUCUAAUGUGGAUUACAUGUUUUUGUAUGAUGUUUUAUUUGUUGGUUACUUUACAUUUUUUUUUUUUUUGUUGCAGUCUCCAGAAGGUGCAGAAGCCAAGGACGCAGGAAAGGUAACUAAACAAGAGGUGAGUACACAUGAAUUUAUGGAGUGCACUAGUUUCUUUUGAGGGGGGAGGGGUGGCUUUUAAGUGGUGCUGCUGAGGUAAGACAGCUAGUAAAAUAAUUUACGCAAGGGUGUGAAAAUGUGUAAAAAUAAAUAAAUCUACUUGUUCAAGAUUCAAAAUUAAAGUGGUAACUAAUUCAAUGGGCCCUCAUGACAAGCUACUAUUCCUAUCCCACAAAGAAAUUUCAAUGGGAUGGGGUAAUGGUUCCAGUGAGGAUUCUAAUAAAACAUUGACUGAUGUGUCUUGAUGACAGUUGAUAACUGCGGUAGAUAUUAAAUAUUAUCCAUGUUAAAUAAUAAUUUUCUUUCAGCCUACAAGAAGAUCGGCACGGUUGUCUUCGGUAAGUGUCUAUACAUUUAUUUUUUAUUGAUCAUAAAGUAUAUAAUCAUGCAUCUUAAAUGGCAAUAAUAAAGUGGCCAAUACUCGUCAAAAGUGCUGUUAUCUUUGCUGUUGGGGAAUUCCUUUUGUUUCCAUAUACUUAAAAACAUUCUUCAAUGUACAAACAGACCAUGGCACAAAGACUCACAUAAUUCCGCAAAUAUUCUUCCAGGUAUAAAAAUCUACACAUUUAGUACACUGUAAUACAUUCAUAAGGAGGUACAUGAUCACAAAAUACGUAGUUUUUUGCCCCUGGAGGGAAAUUCACAGAAUCUAUGUGAGUCGUUUUGCCAUAGUAAGUUUGUACAUUGAAGAGUGGGGCCACCUAUGAAGUCCUGAAUGAGAGAUGUUGUCAUGAAUGAUUCAGCAUAUCAAGAAAAUAAUUGAUAUACCGGUAAGUGGAGUUACACGCACCUCUCUGCUUCCAUUUUUAUUUUUUACAUUGACCCAAUGAUCUUCCCAAAUUCUACUUGCUAAGGCUAUUAUAUUGGAUGCUAGUAAUUCCAAGAUAGUCCAGGCAGUAUAGCUACAUAGUGGUUAUGGUCCUUUUUAAAGUAACCCUGUCAAGACACAACUUAAAGGAACACUAUAAGGUCAGGAACACAGUGUAUUCCUGACCCUAUAGUGUUAAACUAUUUAACCCUUCACCACAUAUAUAUUACAAACUCAUCUUAUUUCCAGCACGGUGCUCUUACUCAGCCCUCGAUCCACCUCUUUAGCUGACAUCAUCAGAAUUGAUGGUUUCAGCCAUAUACAAUUCUUUCCCAUAGUAAAUCAGUGGAUUGGCUGACAUUGUUAAUUCUGAUCUCAACCACAGAGGUGGACCGGGAGGGGCAGAGCCAAAUGCCACCCUGCCCAAUCAAUGCAUCUCUAUGAAAGUUUAGCGUCUCAAUGCACAAUGUGAAGACUCUGGACCUCUAGUGGCCGUCUGAUGAGUGGUCACUGCAGGUGUUCCUAGGCUCUGAAAAAGGCAGUGUUUACAGCAAAAGAAGUGUAUGGAGGGACAGGCAGUAGACACAAGAACAACUACAAUAAGCUGUAGUUGUUCUGGUGACUAGUGUCCCUUUAAUCUUAAAGGAGCACUAUAGGAUCAGGAACACAAACAUGUAUUCCUGACCAUAUAGUUUUAAAACAAUCAUCUGGCCCCCUCUUGCCUCCCUAAAUAUUGUAAAAUCUUACUUGUAUUCAAGUCUGAAGCUGCUGCCUCUGCCUGUAAACUGCCUCUGUCUGCUGACAUCACCCGAAGUGGUGGUCUGAGACAAUUACCAUGCUUUCCCAUAGGAUUGGCUGAGACUGUCAAGCAGGUAGAUCAGGGACAGAGCUAGCACAAGUCAAACACAGCCCUGGCCAAUCAAUAUCUCCUCAUAGAGAUGAAUUGAAUCACUGCAUCCCUGAGGAAAGUUUAGUGUCUGUAUGCACAGGGUGAAGACACUGAAUGGUAGUGCUGCUUACUCUGCAGCACUGCCCAAGGAAGCUGCUUUAGCGGUCAUCUGAGGAGUGGCCAGUGGAGUUAUAACUAGGCUGUAAUGUAAACACUGCAUCUUCUCUGAAAACACGGUGUUUACAGUAAAAAGCCUGAAGGGAAUGAUUCUACCACCAGAACAGUUGUUCUGGUGACUAUAGUGUCCCUUUAAAUGAUAGAGAAUCUUAUUUCUUCUAUAUUGGCAAAUGUAGACAUUUCUGUAACAUCAACAGAUCUGCAAAUCCGUUCAGUGUGUGCAGUGAUAAGCUGCAUCUAGCCCCAAGCAAGGCGUACAAGAGUCCUAAGGCAAUUUAAGAGGGCCACUUUAGAGCUUUCAAUGACGGACACAAAAAACUGCUGUCACCCCGGAAUCACUAAAAAGCAUGGGUGGAAGCUGUGCAGUGUCCCAGCGGCAACUACCUGCCACCAGAGAGAGAAUGCACCCCAUUAAUAUGAAAAGAAUUACAUAUAUAUUAUUAGGCCAAGUGACAGGUUCACUUUAAAGUGCCAAUUCAUGUAAUACCUGAAAAUAUUGUACUUUUAAAACCAAUGCACAAUUCAAGUCUUAUUGUUUGAGUAUUUUUAGCCUUUCACUAAGGCUGUAGAUUACAUUUAGUAUUUUUAGGGGUAGAGUGUGUUGUGAUUUUUUUUUUUUUUCCUCUUACGUUUCCGCUUUUAAUUGUUUUUGCUUCUUUUAGAAACCUGCCCCUCCUAAACCUGAAGCAAAACCCAAAAAAACAGCUGCCAAGGUAAGGUUCUAUCAAUAUGUGCUAUGAAUUUGUGAAAAAAAAUUUUCUGUUAAUUUAGACAAUCUGGGGGAGGGGAGUUAAUGUUAUUCCCAUAUAGACCUUUUCCCCACAUAUAGUGACAGCACCCAUGGAAUAUUCUUAAUCAUGUUUGUCGAGUACACCUAAAAAUAAAAUUCGCUCCUCCCUCUCAUACCUUAUUUUUUUAAAAAGGUAGUUCCAGACUGAGCAUCCCACUUCUUACUUGUACUGUGGAUGGGUGCUCGUUGGACAAAAGAUGAUGAGGCAGAUGAGCUGAUGCUUGGGGGUAUGUAGCCAUAUAGCUCCCUGGGUGGUGAGUUGCAUGGUGUCAAUCUCCAGAUCAUUCUGCAUCAUGGAGCAGUUAUAUUAUAUCUUACCUAUACUUCCAACACUGGGUAGAUUCAGGGUUGGCAAGGGACUCUCAUUUAGUGUCUGCAAUCACAAUUGGUUUGAUAUGAGACUCAAGGCACCAUAAACCCUUCAUUAAGAUGGAAGAGGUUAUGGUCCUAGAGUGUCCCCUUAUUGUUGGAAGAGUACUUCACGUGUUACAAAACAUCUUCAGAAACGUGAUCCUGGGAUUCUGUCAAACAAAUCCCUUCUGCAAAAUGAUGGUACUAUAGUCUUUGAUUUGCAUUCCAUCUACUUCAGAAUCCUAUGUCUUCUACACGUCAUUAAUGAUUCUUAUUGUUUCGAAAAUGCUCAAACAAAAUCCAUAAAUAGAUGACUGUGAAUGGGUAGCGAAUUUUGUUUCAGUCAGUCAUUUAGUUUUUAGACGUCUAUGACUAUAAAGAUGUGGAAAGUGAGACUGAUUCCAUGUGAAGUAUAUUUAAUCCUUUAGUGGUUUUGUAUGUGUGUGUUUUUUUUUGUUUGUUUUUUUUUUUUUCUUCCAUAGAUUCAAAUUUCAUGAUAAAUCUGUCUUUGUAUUUUAUAUGAAUGAAAAGCAAAUUGAGAUAUUCAGAUUCCAAUGCAGGGCGACAUGCAAAAACAGUCUGUCACAAUAUUCUUUGUACAAUUCCGACUUUGAAAACAUUCUUAUGUUACAUAUGAAAAUUAUUUUUCAGAAGGAACCAGCGGCAAAGGCAAACAAAGGUGGUAAAGGGAAGAAGGAAGAAAAACAAGAAGCUGGAAAGGAAGGUACUACUACACCAUCUGAAAAUGGUGAAACUAGAGCUGAUGAGGUACAUCCCAAAUAGUGAAUCAGUGGUGGUGGUCUUUUUCUAACUCUUACAACCAUUGAUUGCAUGUUCAUAAUGCUUUAUUUAUUUUUUUAUUGCCCGUAAUGUUAUUACAGAUUCACAUCUCUCGCUCAACUGUUAAUGUUUCAACAUCCAGAGGUGCCCUGCCCAGCACACUGUCAAUAAAAGGGCAGAUUGAAACUGUGAAAGUUAAGGGUACGGUAGAUCAUUUUUGUGUGCAGUGCAUAGAAAGCUAGUAGUGUGGUGCUAUUUCAGUGUGAAUAUGAAAGCCGACAGGUAAGGCUUUUAUUGGUUUUUGAUAAACAUCUAAGCUCAGUCUAUUAAAGAGGAAUUUAAUAUUUAGGUUUUUGUCUGUUAACUAGGGCCUUCGUUUUAAACGUUUCACAAUUGUAGAGUGGCAGUUUAGUUUAUAUUCUGAUUUUGGGAGGUGGUUUGCAAGGACAGCAGAAGUAAAAUUACGAAGUACAGAUCUUAAUUACUCUAUUUUUUUUUUUAUCCUGUAGGCACAGAAAACUGAAGAAGACAAAGAGUAAACCGGUCAUGGAACUUUUGAGUUAAUUUUAUGUACCUCUUGAAGAACUUUAAGGAAAAAAAAUAUUUUUCUCAAGUAUUUUGUAAAUGCUAAUUUUUUUAGGACUAUGGUAGUUUAACUUUUACAUAUAUAUAAUGUACAUGAACAUUUUCUCUUCAUAAUCAGCUUUGCAGUUUUUAUUUUCCCUAUUGUCUGCAAGUUUUAAAAUAUAUUAAACAUUUUUUAGCAUUAGUGAGUGGGCUUGAGGCUGAUUUGCAUAUAUGUAUUUUUACAUUUUUUUUGCUUGAAAAAGUCUUGUGCAAAUGCUGAUGUUUUUUACUGUGCCUAUAUGGAUUUUACAUGCCGUUUUUCUAUAGCAAUAAUCAGUGGUGCUUUUGUACUUACAGUUUAUGUGGAUUUGAUGACUAAAUUGUUGUGACCAUCUGCUGACUUUGUUUUUCUUUGAUGGUUAAAAAUAAAAGGUGUUGCCUUUUAAAAGUGUAAAUAUUAUUUUG